Molecule: messenger RNA, 1013 nt
Organism: Heterotrigona itama
Lineage: Eukaryota; Metazoa; Arthropoda; Insecta; Hymenoptera; Apidae
Source: the annotation of a GenBank genome assembly
AUGGGUCACCAGGGUGGUUUAAACAUGCUCUUUAUUCGCGAAUGCAAAGUUAGGCUCCAAGUAAUAGCUUCCUAUUUGUAUUCCACGCGAGCUGGCCCAUUAGCCCGGGAAAUUUAAUCAUCGCGAUACCUCUAUUGCAACGAACAGAUGAGACUACGUCGAUGUUCCGUCGAAGGGACAUCGGUUCAGUGACUUUGUUCUGAAACUACAUUCUUACGGUCUUUUCUCGCGUGAUUUCCUCAACUCUGUUUUGAAACCAAAAUGAUUAUUUAAUUGACGUGAGAUCGUCCAAUAAAGAUACUGCCUUCACAAUUAUUAUAUCAGUACUCGGAUACUAAAAAGUUCGAAACUGUGUUACGAAUUUCGUACAUUUAGACUUCUUUUCAAGCUCGAAGCUUCUACUUUCGAAAUGCAUCGUCCAUUUUAUUUUAAGAUAUACUUUUGCAGUACAGGGACACACACCAAGUGCGAUUUUUACAAAUAUUUUUAUCACAAGUAUAAUUAUCAUUAGCGAUAUUUAAAAUAAAUUGAAGGGAAAAUUAGAGAAGAGAGCUAUAUUUCCUGCGAUUCUUGGCGAAGGAUUGACCGAUCGUUUUUGCUUUCAGAAGAUGGGCUCUGUCCAUGGCGAGGAAUUGCCAUUCGUGUUCGGGGCGCCAUUGGUGGACGGUUUCGGUCACUUUCCCAGAAACUACACCAGAUCUGAAGUGGCACUCUCCGAGAGCAUCCUACAGUACUUCGCCAACUUUGUCAGAACUGGCUAGAUUCGGUGUAUCGUUAUAAAAAGAAAAUUCCAAUCUUUGAAUUCCUGCUGAUUCCAGUUCUGAAAGAAAUGUUCCAAUGCUUGAAUUCUUACAACCUUCCGAGAAUAAAGUACUUUCCCCACCUGUUACGUGGCGUGAAAACAACCUCGAAGAAAACUGGAAAAACUCACAGGAUUGUCAAAGUAAUAGCACCGCGCCUCGAAAUAAACUCGAAUAAAUUGUUACGUAAAUUUUCUCUUUAAGAAGUUAUAA